AUGAGCGUCUGGUGUUCGUCGGUGAUUUUGGGUGAUGGUAUUCGUCGAAAAAUUAGCCUCAGACUUUGGAAUGAAAUCGAGCAUAAGAAAACCGUGGAAUUACACGCAAUGAAAGGUGGUGGUCACUUCGUUCCCACUGACCGACCUGGUCAGGCUCUUCAAAUGUUCCACAACUUCGGUUGUAAUAAGGGCUACAGCACUCCGCUAACCCUUAACUUGAGUCGACAACCUCUUUUGGAGCAGUAUAAGCCAAUUAUCCCCACCGUACCUCGAAUGAAAGCCGAUAUGAUCUUUGCUCUUUCCGGUCUGAUCUUCAAGCCAGAUUUUCAUCAACAUUCCGAUUAUCUUCGUGUCAGCCCCCAUGUUCUUCUUCACUACUGGUAG
This is a messenger RNA of Angiostrongylus costaricensis, 384 nucleotides long. Lineage: Eukaryota; Metazoa; Nematoda; Chromadorea; Rhabditida; Metastrongylidae. The record is from the annotation of a GenBank genome assembly.